AUGUCUACCACCGCAACAAUGACCGCUACUACAUCAACAACCACUACCAAAUCACAAGAGAUCGAGAUACCAAGAGGAUCCGUAACCUCGACUCUAAUCUUCUACGCUCCACCGCCAGAUAACUCUUCACCCUGGAACUACGUAGAACAACCUCCUCCAGGCUUCCCCCAAAGAAACUAUACCGAACACCCUUCCACAGUUUCCAUCUCCGACAUACGCGGCCAAGAAUCUGCCUUUCAACUCGACACCCAAGGCUUCACCACCGCCUCCAACAUCCCUUCUACAUGCUCCGAUUUUUCCUCCUCCUCUCAAAUCGAAAAACUCUACUACCCAGAAGUGGAAGCCUUGAUUUUGGACAAGGUACCCGGAGCAAAACGCGUAUUCCUCUUCGACCACACGAUCAGAAAAGCAGAUGCAAACGCAACCAGACAACCAGUCCACCGAGCCCACGUCGACCAAACCGAAAAAGCCGCCUUGCAACGUGUGCAACACCAUCUACCCGAUGAAGCUUCUACUCUACUCAAAGACCUGUUAUGA
This is a messenger RNA of Aureobasidium uvarum, 537 nucleotides long. NCBI's taxonomy places the organism in Eukaryota, Fungi, Ascomycota, Dothideomycetes, Dothideales, Saccotheciaceae. The record is from the annotation of a GenBank genome assembly.